Messenger RNA from Sphaerodactylus townsendi, 2589 nucleotides. RefSeq names its product acyl-CoA dehydrogenase very long chain (gene ACADVL). The transcript is spliced from 21 exons. The coding region runs from base 95 to 2074 and encodes 659 amino acids. The record is from RefSeq and is a predicted model, not a curated record. Gene Ontology annotation, molecular function: flavin adenine dinucleotide binding; very-long-chain fatty acyl-CoA dehydrogenase activity; fatty-acyl-CoA binding. NCBI's taxonomy places the organism in Eukaryota, Metazoa, Chordata, Lepidosauria, Squamata, Sphaerodactylidae.
ACCUUCGCCCCGCCCGCCCUUCCUGUCCCGUCCUGGGCCGUUGCUGGGGUGGGUGGCAGAAGGAGCCGGCCCGGUAGUCCGCCCGCCCGGCGCCAUGCAGGGUCUCCGGCUGCCCCCGCUCGCCUGCUGGCGCCUCCUGCGCCUCGGCCCCCGCGCCCAGCGGUCCGGGGGGGUCUCUGCUUUGGGGCACCCCCCUCUGCAACCUCUCGGGACGAGGCUCUACGCGGCGCAGGCAGCUGAGGCAGUGCUGGAUAAAUCAGGGGCCCACGUGGCUUCUUCUCAAACUGCGUCGGAGAAGAAAUCGCUAGCAGCAGAGUCCAAGUCGUUCGCUGUGGGCAUGUUCAAGGGCCAAAUCAACACUGAGCAGGUCUUCCCUUUCCCCUCAGCCCUCAGUGAAGAACAAGCCCAGACGCUGCAGGAGCUUGUGGGGCCGGUCUCUCGCUUCUUUGAGGAGGUGAAUGACCCAGCUAAGAAUGACGUGUUGGAGCAGGUGGAAGAGCGGACGAUGCAAGGCCUGAAGGAACUCGGCGCAUUCGGCUUGCAGAUUCCAGUCCACCUGGGCGGGCUGGGCCUCAGCAAUACCCAGUAUGCCCGGCUGGUGGAAAUCGUGGGCAUGCACGACCUGGGAGUGGGCAUCACCCUUGGGGCACACCAGUCGAUCGGGUUCAAGGGAAUCCUUCUCUUCGGCACCCCAGAGCAGAAGGAAAAGUACCUUCCCAAACUCGCUUCUGGGGAGACCAUCGCCGCCUUCUGCCUCACGGAGCCUGCCAGCGGUUCGGACGCGGCCUCGAUCCGCACAACGGCUGAACUGAGCCCCUGUGGCACCUUCUACACUCUGAACGGGGGGAAGAUCUGGAUCAGCAAUGGCGGCAUUGCGGAGAUCUUCACGGUUUUUGCGAAGACGCCCCUGAAGGACGAGGCGACCGGCGAGGUGAAGGACAAGAUCACAGCGUUCAUCGUGGAACGAGCUUUCGGGGGCGUCACACAUGGCCCCCCCGAGAAGAAGAUGGGCAUCAAGGCAUCGAACACCGCAGAGGUCCACUUUGAUGCCGUCCGUGUCCCCGUGGAGAACGUCCUGGGAGCCCCCGGGGCUGGCUUCAAGGUCGCCAUGAAUAUCCUCAACAACGGGCGCUUCGGCAUGGCCGCCGCUCUGGCCGGCACCAUGCGCGGGGUCAUCAGCCAAGCGGUGGCUCAUGCGGCAAACCGGACCCAGUUUGGAGACAAGAUCUAUAACUUUGGAGCCAUCCAGGAGAAGCUGGCCCGCAUGGCGCUCCUGCAGUACGUCACAGAGUCCAUGGCUUACAUGAUCAGCGCCAACAUGGAUCAGGGAGCAUCGGACUUCCAGAUCGAAGCGGCCAUCAGCAAAAUCUUUGGCUCGGAGGCUGCGUGGACUGUCACCGACGAGUGUAUCCAACUCAUGGGCGGCAUGGGCUUCAUGAAGGACGCCGGGGUGGAGCGGGUGAUGAGAGACCUGCGUAUCUUCCGGAUCUUUGAGGGAACCAACGACAUCUUGAGGCUGUUUGUCGCACUGAACGGGUUCCAGAACGCCGGGAACCAGAUGCGUGGCCUACAAAAGGCCAUCAAGAACCCGCUGGGAAACGCAGGCCUCAUCGUCUCCGAGGUCAGCAAGCGGAUGCGCAGGAGAGCCGGUUUUGGAACAGGAAUUACACUGAGUGCUGUGGUGCACCCGAGCCUGAAUUCAAGUGCUGAACGGACUGUCCAGGCGAUCGACCUCUUUGCAGGGGCUGUGGAGGAGCAACUUCUGAAGCACGGCAAAAAGAUAAUUGAUGAGCAGUUUGUGCUGAAACGCAUUGCUGACGGCGCCAUCGACCUUUACGCCAUGGUGGUGGUUCUGUCCAGAGCUUCCCGGUCCCUGGAGCAGGGUCACCCCACAGCCCAGCACGAGAAGGUGCUUUGUGACACGUGGUGUACGGAGGCUGCGGACCGGGUCACUCAGAACCUGACGUCCCUGCGGGCCGACUCCACCCGGCAGCUCUUCAAGAACCUCCGGAGCAUCUCCAAGGCAGUGGUGGAGAACGAGGGGGUGGUCUCCCCGCACCCCCUGGGCAUCUGAAACGUGCCUGUGCUUUCUAGCAACCCGUUGCAAAACUAUUAGGGCCCGUUAAUCGGGGGGAGGGGCUCUUCUUCUUCCCUUUCUCCCCCCCCCCCCCAACCCCACAUCCGAAGAAGCUAGCAGCCCCUUUGGGGAAUAUACCUCUUUGCUCUGUAAAUGCCUUAAUGCGCCCCAGAGUGGGGGGAAUGUGGCAAGCCAUAGUUGCCGGCGCCCCGCUGGGCAGUUGCCCUUGGGGGGGCGUCUUCAAUUAAUCUGUAGAUCUGGCACAACUUGAAUGUAGCAUUUUGAAUCUGUCAACGGCGAGACUUUUCUGUCACCCCGGCUGUUAAGGAGGCUCGAGGCAGAAUUUUUCCAGUGGGAAUAACUCCAGGCGGCUCCUGAGCCCCCCCACGCCUCCCUGUGGCCUCUCGUGGCUGCCGGGUGACCGUGUUGAGCCACGCAAACAGCAGCAGCGGGUGCUCCGGUACUGACGACGGUGUUUUCUGUGAAUAAUUAAACUCAGUUACUUUGGCAAA